AUGUCGGCCCUCUUAGAAUUCAUGUACAAGGGGGAAGUUCACGUUUCGCAGGAUUCCCUGUCUAGUUUUUUAAAAGCUGCGGAAUGUUUGCAGGUAAAGGGGUUGAGUAUCGAACACGAGAAACUUGCUGUUGCUCAGAGUCAUAAUAUAACGCCUAUGGACUCGGGAACAGAUUCGCCAGGAAAACAUAUUAAAGUACCAAAAGAAGAAAUCGACACACCAGUAUCCAACACCUCACACCACCAGUCCAGCCCGUCCCCAAGUUAUUCGCCAACGAUGUCUCCGUACAUGCACCCACAUCACUAUCGCCCGUACGAACCGCGGAUGGCGACUCCAGGAGCUCCGUACGGAGACAAUGCCAUGAAGAGGCCUCUGCGUAGUCCAAGCGAUCUAAUGCAAGACAACAGAGUUUCAGUGCUUCGAGAUGGAAGUAAAGCUGUAGGAAGACCGGGAUCACCGGGUCAGAUGUGCGCCUACAGGCCGUCUUCUUCUUUAUCGAAUUUACCCAGCCAACCGGGAGGGGAUAGUCCUCCGGAGAGCAGAUUCGACCCGGACCCUGCAACCGCUUUAAUAUGUCCAGAAAGCAAUACUUUAGAUAGGUUUCAGGAUCCGGGUUGUCCUGAGGGCGGGUAA
Molecule: messenger RNA, 633 nt
Organism: Diabrotica balteata
Lineage: Eukaryota; Metazoa; Arthropoda; Insecta; Coleoptera; Chrysomelidae
Source: the annotation of a GenBank genome assembly